UAUGAGCCCGCAAUACUUUAGAUAUUGCGCACUCAUACAUUGAGGUAAGUAACCGCUAGUCCACAUGUGAGCCUUCAGUUUGUAUAUCCUCGAUGUGGUCGAUGUCGAUGUCUGCAUGACUCUUUGAUAUUUUAUAAUUAAAAAACCUCCCAAUAAUCGCAGUUUUGAUUACGUUACGCUUAAUUACAGUUAGCUAAGUAUAUUAUCCAAGGUAUGCCGCGGAGUAGAAGUCGUAGCCGCUCUCCCCGCGGCAGAGUUUUUACAGAACGUAGACGUAGUCGGUCACGGUCAAAAGAAAGAAGAAAAGAUGAUCGCAGACGGAGUAGAUCCAGGUCACCAAAGCGACGAAGACACCGCUCUUUUUCUAGAUCCCCUUCCCCAAGAAGACACAGAAGAUCACAAUCUCCGAGGAGGAGAAGGUCCAGGUCGUCAUCACCUAGACGCUCCAAAAGAUCACGUUCAAGGUCUCCAGAUAAAAGGAAAACAGAUAAAAAUGAUAUCUCAACAGAAGGUGACAAUGGAACAGAAGCUGCAGUAGAUGGUGUAGAGAUUCCUAAUGAAGAUGAGGAGGCCAUGAUGAAAAUGAUGGGAUUCUCCAAUUUUGAUUCAACUAAGGGUAAGCAUGUGGCUGGAGCAUGUAAUUCAAGCUAUACCAGUGUAAAAAAAGCUAACAAAUACAGACAAUAUAUGAACAGAAGAGGAGGGUUCAACAGACCACUAGACUAUGUUAACUAGAUAGUCCUUGUUAUUUUGUACAUUCAAUUUUCUUAGGGCAUUUAGUAAGUGAGUCUGUCAUGAGUUUCAUCCAAAUUUUUCUUUUGGCCAGAUGCUGUAGUUAAGUUCUAACAGAAACCUAAGACAAAAUAUUUUCAAUCCUCCUUGUUUGUUGAAUAUGUUUUGUAUCACCUUUUCAAAAUAUUUUAACUCCUUAAACUCUCCAGAGUUUCUUCCAAAUUCCAAUGUGUUAUGGAAGAAGCAGGUAGAGAAAAAGAGACAAACCUGUCAGCCAAACUGCAACUUUCCUGACUAAUUUAAAGAGAGAAGUAGUAGGUGUAGUCAGGUUUGUGUAGUUAAGAGGUUGAUAUUCUACCCUUUCCAUUUGCUGUAUUUCAAAAUCCAGUUUCUUUGUUGUUGUUUCUGUUUCAAACUGUGGUACUUGUGACUACUUUUUCUUUUGUGAUAUACAUGCCUGAUCUCCUUGUCAUAAAUUUUUUUCAAAGCCAGCAUUGUAUACAACUGUAUGUUAUUUUGAAAUACAAACAAAUAAAGCACUUCUGCAAGCUCUGA
Molecule: messenger RNA, 1287 nt
Organism: Stylophora pistillata
Lineage: Eukaryota; Metazoa; Cnidaria; Anthozoa; Scleractinia; Pocilloporidae
Biological process (GO): RNA splicing
Cellular component (GO): precatalytic spliceosome
Source: RefSeq, a predicted model, not a curated record